AUGAGGGUCUUCGUCUACUUUGAGGACUCCUGUGAGCCUUUUGACAUCCCUCCAGAUCAGACCGUGGGGGCCAUGAAGCAGCUGGUGAAGGAAAACUUUCUUGUGCAACUCUCAGAUGACAAGCAGGCCUAUCACUAUCUGGAGCUGAGCUAUGGUGGUGCUGCCCUGCAGGACAGCUGGGCUCUGUGUGACGUGGGCAUCACCAGUGGCAGUGUCAUACGAUGCCUGAUAAAGAGUGAGCAAAGGCCUGUGAUGUACGUUUUCAAUGCUGUGACAGGAGAAACCUUACCAGUCAUGGGAAGUCACGCUCUUCUGCAUGUGUCCGUUGAUAGACUGAAAACAGUGGUAUCCAUGCAAAGCGGCCUCCCUGUCAGCGCCUUCAGACUGAGCAUGCUUACAGAUGUGCAGCUCUAUGACUGCAAUCAACUGCAAGACUAUGCCAUUGAAGAGGGCAUGACUCUUCGUUUGGACACAUGGGAUGGGUGGGUGGAGUUCCUCCAAGGUUGCCUCCUCGGCCACAGAUUGACAGUCCAGAGCCACCUAUCAGAGGAGAAGAUUGUGAUGAGGUUUCAGCUGAGGGUAGCACUGUACAUCGCUGCCUCUUUAGGCCACCUGGAUCUGGCAGGCUGGCUGCUGGAGAGAGGGGUGCUUGCUGAGGAACCAGUGGGAGUCCAUCCGUACCGCCAGUGGUGCCACCAAACCGCCCACCGAGACGCUGCAAAGUGUCCCAUCCAUGUAGCUGCAGAGAGCAGUCAGCUCCUCAUCCUCAAGCUCUUCAUCAACAAGAACCUUUUGACCUUGGCGUGUCGGGACCCUGGUGGUCGUGACCCUUUAAAAAUUGCCAUUCAGCAUGGUCACAGGGAUUGUGUGCUCUACUUAGCCAACAAGCUAUGCUCAGUAGUAUCCCUGCCAAAUAUGUCCCUGCCCAUGCGCAUAUACCUCCAGAUGAAACACUGGGUAAGUUUGGGGCAGAAGAGAGUGGUCUCCAAUCAAUGCCAGUACACCAGUGCUCUAUAUAAAGACAGGGUGGGACAUAUGUUGCUGGUAGAUGGCUUCAACCAGCCACACAUGUGCUCCAGAUCCAGGAAAGCUGAGACCAAACCAAGAAGAGGAAUCAGAGCCAAAGCUUUGCAACACUUACCACCCAUCAGCAACUUACUCUCAGUAUCAUACCUCCCCUCCAAAAGGUCAUCACCCAACCUACCCAGCCUGCAGUCUGUAAGCCCUGGUGACUAUAAAGAGAAACAGCAAAGGUGGAAGCAGCAUAGAGAUGAUGGCCAUUCUGAUAAAACAAAGGAAAGAGACCGCAUUGUUUGCAUGGGCAACUUUACGCUCCCGCAAGUUGCAAGAGAAAGCAUUCCCAAGCCAGUGUUUGUUGGUUCAUCACAAAAAUCUUCCAAUCUUGUGACUGCAUCUCUGGAGUCCCUCUCUCAGCACUGUGGCCGAACACCAAGAGAAAAUGCCAUAUACUGCUUGAGUAUAGCCAGUAAAUUCACAGAGAAACCUUGGUUCAAGCAGCUGAGCAUAGCACGGACUUUGAUCAGAAAGCAAGUCCACUCCGUGCCUUGA
Molecule: messenger RNA, 1569 nt
Organism: Toxotes jaculatrix (banded archerfish)
Lineage: Eukaryota; Metazoa; Chordata; Actinopteri; Toxotidae
Product: protein ANKUB1-like
Exons: 6
Coding region: 1-1569 (522 amino acids)
Molecular function (GO): protein binding
Source: RefSeq, a predicted model, not a curated record